UUUCGAUUAUUUUGUUCAAUGUAAUAAAACUUCAAAAUUGACGUAGGAUAACAACCCUUUUAUUUAAAAUUUUAAUAUUGAAUAUAAAGAGAAAGAAAAUAUUGAAUAUAUAGUGUAGUAAGAAUUGGAAACGUCUAUAAAUUCCUAUCAAAAUAUGAAUAAUUCUGCUGCUAAGGUGGGUGAAAUAUUUACUGAAGCUGGAGCAGCUUUUAACAAAUUGGCAGAAAUGACUAUGAUGUUACAUCCAAUGACAGAACCAUCAAGUUCUCAAUCUAAAACACCAGUUAAACGAAAAGCUCAAGAUGAGCGAUUAGGAUCUCUGUCCACCUCUGGUUCUAAUCAAGUAACUCUAAACAUGUUAAAUGCUCCUGAGUCUGAAAUGGAUGUUGAGGGAAUUGGAAGUGAAGUAAAGCUGGAGUUUGAAGCUGGCAAUGAAGAUGUUAUGACUUGAAGUAUCAUCAGAAUGAUAGGGUUUUCAGGCUGAUUAUUGUAAUAAGCUUUGCAAUGUUUACAAUUAUAUAUAAAAAUUUUCAGCCUUUUCUACGACUUUGUAGGUUAGGGUUGUUAUAAUCUCCAACAGUGUAAAUAUAAUAAAAGAAGGUUUUGUUUA
Danaus plexippus (monarch butterfly) is the source of this 610-nucleotide messenger RNA. RefSeq lists its product as uncharacterized. The record is from RefSeq and is a predicted model, not a curated record. The transcript has 4 exons. Lineage: Eukaryota; Metazoa; Arthropoda; Insecta; Lepidoptera; Nymphalidae. The coding region runs from base 155 to 451 and encodes 98 amino acids.